AAAGUAUUUGUUGUUAUUGACUUUGACACGUCACUUGCCCAUGAAAUAAAAAAAAUGAAUUAUAGUCUAAAAUAACGAGUCUUAAUAUUCACAAAUAAUAAGAAAUUCAAUUAAAAAUAUACAUUAAUUUACUACAUAAUAUAGUGUGCAAAUUGUUAAAAAAUGGAUGAAAGUAAUAUACCCAUAGACAUAAAUAUUGGCAAGCUUCAGGACUGGCUGGUCAGUCGUCGUCAUGUAAACAAGGAAUGGCAGAAGAACAUUAUAGCUGUGAGAGAAAAAAUUAAUAAUGCCAUUCAGGACAUGCCAGCCCAUGAAGACAUAGCCGCUCUCUUAUCAGGCAGCUAUAUUAAUUACUUUCACUGUCUGAAAAUUAUUGAAAUACUUAAAGAGACAGAAGCGGACACCAAGAAUUUAUUUGGCAGAUAUGGAUCACAAAGAAUGAAAGAUUGGCAGGACAUAGUAAAGAGUUAUGAGAAGGAUAACUUGUACCUGGCUGAGGCGGCUCAAAUUUUAGUCAGAAAUAUUAACUAUGAAAUUCCUGGAUUUAAAAAGCAAAUAGCAAAAGAAGAACAAAUGCAAGCGGAAUGUGAUAAAAAACAUUCUGAUUAUCUAAAAAAUGAAGCAUCUAGUAAAACGGAAUUUUUAAUGCUUUGUAAACAACUUGGUAUCAAGGGAGACAAGAUAAAAAGGGAGCUGGUUGAUAGGUUACAAGAAUUGCCUGAAAUAUAUGAUAAGAUAGGUAAGUCACUCAAGCCUUUACAGCCAGCCAUAGAAUUAUACUCAGCCUUUACGAAAUAUAUCCUUGGCGAGCAUGCAUCAGAAGUUCUACCUCUACUCAAGUAUAUUGUUGAACAUGGUAACACUACUGUAUAUGAAUGGAGCUAUGGAGAGCCGCCUUUGAGUGUGGAGCCUGACCCAGUGCAUAUAGAGUUGGAGAAAGACGAAGCAGCUGGUGAUCAGAUCGAUUUCGGAGAAAGCACAAUAGAUUUUGGUUCAGAGGAUGCUUCGGCCGAUAUCGACUUUGGUGAUGGAGAUGCCGGUGGAGAGAUUGACUGGGGGAAUAUUGACGUGGCUCCCGCUGAGGUUGAUGUAUCAGCAGAUGUAGCAGCAAUAUCAUUGGACGAAUUAGGCAUUGUGGUGGAAGAGCAGGGAGUAGGGGGUGGUGUAGCGCGGGGGAGGGAUGCUCUGACCUUGCUAGACAAUACACCAACCAGAAACCAGUUCAUUGACCAGCUUGUUGAGCUGGAAUCAUUUCUCAAAAUGCGUCUCUACGAAACGAACGUCGCCAACGAGAGCCAGACCUUCUCGCUCAUCGAGCAGCUGCCCACCGAGAGCGAGAGCGCGCUGGCCGCCAUGUUGGCCGCCGUGCAGGGCGCCUCCUCCGCCAUCACGGCACCAGAAAUUACGCACUUGCACAACGUCAAACAUUCGCCCAGGUACGUGGACGUGCUGACGGCGCAGCUGCAGCAGAAGCUGUCGCUGUGCGGCAAGCUGGCGGCGCUGGCGGCGCGCGCGGGCGAGCGGCGCGCGGCGGCGGGCGCGCGGGCCGGCGCCGCGCGCCCCGCGCUCGAGCGCCUGCGCGCGCGCACGCGGGGCCUGCAGGCCGACAUCCAAAGUGAGAUAUCGAAGAAAUAUAAAGGAAGGCCAGUCAACAUCAUCGGCGGCGUGAAUUUCAUUUAAAUAUAGCACAAAGGAAAAUCCGUAGCGGCGGACACGUAUAUUUUUUUAAUGUUGGGUACUUCUAAUAAAAGUUUAUUACGAACAUUU
Molecule: messenger RNA, 1767 nt
Organism: Nymphalis io (European peacock)
Lineage: Eukaryota; Metazoa; Arthropoda; Insecta; Lepidoptera; Nymphalidae
Product: CDK5RAP3-like protein
Exons: 9
Coding region: 163-1680 (505 amino acids)
Biological process (GO): regulation of mitotic cell cycle; regulation of cyclin-dependent protein serine/threonine kinase activity
Cellular component (GO): endomembrane system
Source: RefSeq, a predicted model, not a curated record